Macroventuria anomochaeta is the source of this 2370-nucleotide messenger RNA. RefSeq names its product amino-acid N-acetyltransferas-like protein subunit Mak10. Bases 1 to 2370 code for a protein of 789 amino acids. Gene Ontology annotation, cellular component: NatC complex. The transcript has 5 exons. The record is from RefSeq and is a predicted model, not a curated record. Gene Ontology annotation, biological process: N-terminal peptidyl-methionine acetylation. Lineage: Eukaryota; Fungi; Ascomycota; Dothideomycetes; Pleosporales; Didymellaceae.
AUGGCAGACAGCUUUCACCGCCACAGCACCGCCUCGCCCCAAGAUGCUGAUGCUGUCUCGAGUCAUGAUGGAGCUGGCCCCUUCCACGUGAAUAUCACCAAUGCCACCCCGCAAACCAACUUGCCGUUGAGGCAGGCGUUCAGACAACCCAUCUGUGCGCCGGAACCAAAGAUCCAUGACAUCACAGAGAAAUUCUUGAAAGCUAGUAAUGCUCUGGAAGUCGGACAGCUUGUCAAAGAUGAUUACUUCACUCUUUUCGAGUCCAUUGGGGCUAUCGAGAUUUUGGAUCCCAAGAUGGACAGCGGCUUCCUGAAGCCUGGAGAAACGCUUGAGGACGACUACGACACAUCGAGAUCGCUACUACCAGAGGAGAUAAUUGGCAUCAUGGACCAACUACUCUGCUACGAGAUGGCGUGGCACACAGGUUAUCCUCUCUCCCAAACACUCUUCACAUCAGUCUACAUCGACAAGCUGUUAUGGCCUGAACCUAAGACCCUCGAGCAAUCCCAGUUCUUCCCGAAUGGUGAAAGCGCACAUGGACCUUCGGCGCAAUCAUUACUGCAAGUACUAAGAGCUUACUGUCUAGCACUCAUCAAAGGUUGCGAUUAUGUGAUACUGAAGAUCACUAGUCGAGAUUACUUCGAAGAGGAGGACUUCUGUACUCAGACUUAUAAUCGAGUGUUGUUUGUCAGUACGCCGAUGGACGUCUUCUUGAGGGAGCUCGACGCAGCUGUGGAGGUUAUGGAAGACACCAACUUCGAAAUAAAGGAUGCACUUCGGUCAGCCAUCAUUUCUAGACUGAAGUUCAGACAAGAUUUCCUCAGAGCUCUGGACUUGGACCAUCCGUUAGAGCACAUGUCGUCUUCGUGGUCACCAGUGCUUUCGGGCAUAACCACGAUCAAAGCUACACACCAGCUCGGGCAGUCCGUGCCCGGAGCCUUCAGUACGAAGAUGCAACGUAGACUCGCAUCGACGGUGCCGCCCCGGCCCAUCGUCGAGUUUGACUUUAAAGACGCACUGGACCUGUUGGAGCACAUCUGUGUUGAUUGCGAAGAAGCGACUCGGUUCAUCGAUCUUCCACAAGAUCCUCUGGAAUACCAAUCGUUUCUCUGGACCUUUGCGUCACGAUUGCCUGCACCACUGGUUUACUCAAGAUCGUAUCUUUCAACGCUGAUGUUCCAUCCAGAGAUCCUGAAUACAGCAGUAUCGUUACCAUUGGCGGACGUCAAGACGCUUGUCUUCCCAGCUUCGCUUGUACUAGAUCCCAUCAACUGGACACUACCUCCACCUCGAAACCCUCUUCUCCCCAAACCACCUCGACUACAACUGGCCAUGCUUAUUGACGAAUUUGUAGACCGCUCUGGACAACCGUAUCUCGACCUCUGGGUCGCACUGAGCCAGAACCGCUGCCGUCUCCGGCGCAUGCUCAGCCACGUAAUCACCGCCUGGGACCUCCUCCAAGCCGACGCCAGUCUCGUCGACACCGACCUCGCCUCCGCCGCCUCCGAACUCUCCAUCACUGACCAAAUCCUUGAAUUCUCCCUCUCGACAUGGGUCUACCACAAGAAGCUCUGGAUGAUCGAGAAAGUCAUCCUCCUCGGCUUCGAGCAGGACAUCUACCUCCCCGACGAGUUCUCAGGAAUGCACCUCUUCCUCUCGCUCAUUGUCACCCGCCGCCGUGAACUCCUCACCCGCAUCCAAACCCACCACCGCACACGGCACACACAACUCCUGCGCGAGCGGAAACUCCGGCUCGCUAACGAAGUCGCGGAAGCGGCGCCAUACCUCGACAGCUUGGCUGCCGAAGCGACAGGCACCGCAGCGCUGAGUCUCGCGUUGGCAAGGUUCUACAUGAUAGCAGCGUACUGCGGCCUCCUCCCCGUUCCCAAACGGCCAUUCAGCACGGAGAGCUUGCGUUACGAACUGCGCAUGAAACCAUUCCUUGCUGUCCAGCCACCCGAAGUCCCACCAUUCGAGGACUUCAAAGCACACACGCAGCCCUACGGCCCCUACACCUCGCCAGACCCUGGGUUCGCGGCUGAUUUGCGGAACGAGAGGAGUGAGUUGUGGGCGGAAGUCGAUGGGAAUGUGAAAGCGGCGAAGGAUGCGUUCACUGAGCUUAAGAGGCUCGGUGCAGGAGCUGCGAAGAGCCAGGGCGUGGAGAAGGCGUGGGGAAAGGAGGUACAGAACCUGUUGGCGAGUUGUGUUGCGCUUGGAGUUGCGAGUGCGGGGGUCAAGGACGCAGUUCGGAAAGCUGGGGACGCUGGAGAUCCGAAGGGAUUGGAUAUCAGGGCUGAGAUUCCGGACAGCGGGGCGAAGAAGAGGUAUGCGGAGGGGUGGAUCGUGGUCAAGAUCGUGAAGGAAGCAUGA